This is a messenger RNA of Oncorhynchus mykiss (rainbow trout), 2500 nucleotides long. Its product is annotated as synaptotagmin-like protein 1. Gene Ontology annotation, molecular function: neurexin family protein binding; small GTPase binding. The record is from RefSeq and is a predicted model, not a curated record. Gene Ontology annotation, cellular component: plasma membrane; exocytic vesicle. Gene Ontology annotation, biological process: exocytosis; intracellular protein transport. NCBI's taxonomy places the organism in Eukaryota, Metazoa, Chordata, Actinopteri, Salmoniformes, Salmonidae.
UUUGCAUCCUGCCUGAAAGAGAAGGCGUGUUCGCGUUUAUUCAGCAGUCUACCGUGUCGCGUCAACCUCGCCAAGUUCCACCACACCGCUUGGACUUUUCAGACACCAACCUUCUCCUGGAGAAAAUAUCCACCAACACUGGACAUCAUUGAUUUAAAACAGGCGGUUGGGGAAGUGUUGUACUGUGGAAAGCUCGCGCUCCGCGGAUGUUGCGCUUUGUAUCCUGAUUGCAAAACAAACCUAAAAAAACACACGGAAGCUCUGAGCGCAUGCACUAAUCGCCAAGGUGAGACCACCGUUUACAUGUUGUCAGACCAUACAGUACAAACACACUAUAGAGAUUCUACAAUAGCCUCAUUUUAGGAGGAAGUGCCAACUGAUAAACGUAGUAAACCGAUCCCUGAGUCCGGCAUUCUGUCAUACUAGUAGUACUGUAUUUUACAAUGUAAUCUCCCUCGCUCUCUCGCUCUCAGGGUGAUGGAGGGAGAAGGGGAGUUGUUGGACCUGAGUCACCUGUCAGAGGCAGAGCAGUCUUCCAUCUUGGAAGUGUUGCUAAGGGACUCUGAGCUGCGUUCCCGUGAUGAUGGUCGUUUAAGGGCCCUGCAGCAGAAAGAGGCAGACCCAGUGCGUUUGAGGUCAUUGUCGGGGGCGUGGUUUAAUGAGGAGAGAAGCAAACGCCACCGAGACACGAAGAACGGCGUUGACAUCGUACAGGCCUCUAUACGACGCAGGAAGCCAAGAACAGAUUUGCCUCUGAGUGGGGUGUUUAACGGGCAGACAGAAGCUGCUCCUCCCACUAACAACAAAGACCCAACUUGUCAGAUAAAUGACAAGAAAGACGAGGAUGACAAGAGAAGUUACAGGAGUCAAAAUCGUCUCACACCUACACCCAGAACCAGGAGUCCAAACACACAGAGUCUCCAGGACAGCAACAGCAUCUCAUCUUCAGACUAUUACAGCAGGAGGAAUGUACACAUGGAGGAGACAGGGGAGGGAACACUGCAGGACUCGGAGGACACAAACUCGGUGUCCAGUGGUGUGACAGAUGCUGAUCCGACACCUCUAAGGCCUGGGAGUUCAGUAAGCAGUCUACAGUCUAACUACACAUUGAGUGGCAGUAUGAUGAGUCUGUUCAGUUCGGGGGAGUUCGGAGCAGUGGAGGUGAAAGGGCGUGUCCUAUUCUCAUUGGACUAUGACACUCAGAGGGAGGAGCUGCAGAUCAGAGUGUGUCGCUGUGAAGACCUGGCCGCCGCACGCAAGAACCACUCCGACCCGUAUGUGAAGGCAUAUCUCCUGCCUGAUAAGUCAUCUCACAGUAAGAAGAAAACAUCAGUGAAGAAAAAGACUCUCAGCCCAGUCUUUGACCAGACACUGAAAUAUAAAAUCAGUGUGUCAGAGGUGCGUGGCAGAACUCUGAACCUGUCUGUGUGGCACGCUGCCCCACUGGGCAGAAACCUGUUCCUAGGAGAGGUGGAGCUUGAGCUGGCUCACUGGGACUGGAAACAUACAUGCUCUGACUGGUACCAGCUACAGCCACGGGUCCAGUGUAGUCCAGAGUCUAUCAGUAGUCGAGGAAACAUCCUGCUCUCUAUCAAGUUCAUCCCAGCAGGGUCCGAGGGUGGAGGUCUACCUCUAACAGGGGAGCUACACAUCUGGCUGCGGGAAGCGCAGGGUCUUCUCUCCACCAAAGGGGGUGUUGUUGACUCCUUCAUCAAGAGUUACGUGCUGCCGGACACCAGCCGGUCGAGCGGUCAGAAGACACGCGUGGUUAAGCGGUCGGUCAGUCCGACCUACAACCACACCAUGGUGUAUGACGGGUUCCAGCCUGCUGACCUGAGAGAGGCCUGUGCCGAGCUGACUGUCUGGCACCGUGAAGGGUUAAAAACACACCUGCUGGGAGGGGUCCGACUCAGCCGUGGGACAGGUCUGAGCUACGGAGUGGCAGUGGGUUGGAUGGAUUCAACAGAGGAAGAAGCAUCUAUUUGGAAUUCCAUGAUCCUGAACCCCAACCACUGGAUGGAUACUACACUACCUAUCAGAACUAACCUGGCUGAUCGCCCAGAAUAACACACACACACUACACUUCCCACUAGAAUCUGUACAUAUAAAAGGUAGUGCUGCUGGUAGUAUGUGUUGGGUUUUGUUGCCUACAGUAGGAUACGUAUGGGUAUACUUUUAGCCUACCUGUAGGGCUAGUUUUAGAGACCCAGAUCAAUCAAAUACAUUUCAGUUAGGGCAGUGUAGGGCUAUUGUUUUAAAUUAGGAUAGGGUCAGCUAUACUUCCUCAAGCCUAGCUAGUGGUUUAUAAAUGCCCAAACGAUCAGGGUUGAAUUCCACAAUAAUAAGGAACUAAAAAGAGGAAACUAGGGGGAGGAAAUGCAUAUGACAGUGUGGUAGUUAACAAAGACAUUAAUUAAUCAUGUUAUGUUAAAACUACUGUAUAAAAUGUGUAAUCUAAAAACUUGUGUCAUACAUAUGUCAAGUAAACAAUUUAAGAGUA